Molecule: messenger RNA, 2337 nt
Organism: Spodoptera frugiperda (fall armyworm)
Lineage: Eukaryota; Metazoa; Arthropoda; Insecta; Lepidoptera; Noctuidae
Product: protein IMPACT-like
Exons: 6
Coding region: 136-945 (269 amino acids)
Biological process (GO): regulation of translational initiation
Cellular component (GO): cytoplasm
Molecular function (GO): protein binding
Source: RefSeq, a predicted model, not a curated record
GCCUCCACUGUCUGGCAUUGGCAUUCUAUCGUCACUUGUCACUUGAAAUUGUUUUGUACUGAUUUAAUAUUUUUAUAGUGAAAACUAUACUUUUAGAAGAAAUUGUUUAUUAGAAAUUAAACAUAAAUUCAUACGAUGGAAGCGGAAAACUUCACUAAACAGGAAGAGGAGGUUGAGGCUUUGGCCUCCAUAUAUGGAGACGAUUGGUUCGUAGAGAGCCAUAAAACGAGAUCGUAUAGCAUAAAAAUCGUGGAGAAGGAGUAUGAGGUUACAUUAUAUGUUACUAUGCCAAAGGAUUACCCUUCCCAGUCACCCCCCAGCUACGAACUUUCCGCGCCCUGGAUGGAUCGAAACGACAAGGCGGAACUGCAUCAAGCUUUAGACGAAAUCUAUUUAGAGAAUGUUGGUGAAAGUGUAAUUUUCCAAUGGGUAGAGAAGAUAAGAGAGGUGCUACAGACUAUAAAACCCAGCAAAAGAGAAAUGAAUAGGAAGAAGAGCCGCUCUAAAUCCAAGUCUCCCACGGAAUCUAUGACAUCAUUGGUAGAAAGUGCGUGUCCAGAAAUAACCCAUGCUGAAGUCAUUAUAGACAGAAAGAGUAUAUUCCAAGGUCAUGCAGCUGAAGUUCAUUCCAUUGAUGAUGUAAAUGCGGUCCUCACAAAACUGAAGAUGAAUAAAAAGAUAUCUAACGCGACACACAAUAUGUUCGCUUACCGCAUCCAGAAGAAGACUGGCAAGGGUACCACCAUCCUGCAGGACUGUGACGACGACGGCGAGGCGCACGCCGGCGGCAGGAUGCUGCAUCUACUGCAGAUUUUGGACCAGAAGAAUACACUAGUCGUUGUUUCUCGCUGGUACGGUGGCAUACAGCUUGGCCCCGACAGAUUCCGUCACAUCAACAAUGCCACGAGACAGGCUAUCCAACAAGCUGGACUUUUGAAGAAAUGACAGACUGCGUAGCCAAGGCUCGGAAACCGGUUAAAUUUUCAAACCGUUAUUAUGUACUUGUACGCAAAACCUUUACAUUGGGUUUCGUUCGCGAAACCGGUUUUUUUAAACCGGUAUUUGGAACAGUAUUUUCAUAAAGGUUUUUUCGGAUUAACCGGUUUAGAGCAAUAAAAACCGGUUAAUACGACGCACAUCAAAAAAACGCCGCGCGCUGUUCAGCUUAUUUCAAUAAUAAUAUUUCAACGCGUGUACCGACAUGCCCCUCGUCGAAUAAACCGGUUAAUUUAGGUUAAAAUAAAGUUCUUUAAUGUUCACGUUCUUAAGAAAAGUUCGGAGGAAAACCGAUAUAAACCGGUAUUAACCGGUAUUUUUUAAACCGGUUCCGAGCCUUGUGCGUAGCAGUUAAUUAUAGUGUAUGUUAUAAAAUUGUGAUGUACAGGUUGUGUUAGAAUGAACGAAAGUUUAUUCUAGUACAUCUUGUCGGUACUUAAAAUUAUUGAAUUUUCUACUGUAAUGUAACAUGAUAGAGUCCAAUCUGAUAGCAUUUGGUUGUAAUUUUUUUUUUUAUACAUGACUUGUGUUGUAUUAUGCUACAUUCGGUAGUAACAGAUAUUAUUAGUUUUUUAGCUAUCCAAAAUCCUAUUUCAAGGAAUAAUUUUGUCAUAAUGAAACUGUUUCUCUGUACCCAUAGAACGAGUUUGCUUUACGAAAACGAAACGAGAGUGCGUUCAGCGCUCUGAUUGGCCGGCUCGAAAGAACCAACCAAUCAGAGUGUCGAACGCACUCGUUAAACGUAAAACAGACUCGUACUAAGUUUUUUAUUAAAUCCAACUAAACAGUAAUAAACCUAGUAGUGCCUUUGCAUAUUAAUCAGAUGUCAAGAAAUAUUUUAAUUAUAACAGCUUAUACACCCUUUUCGCAGAUAGAUCUUAACUAUACGAUACCACAAGUCUAUACAUAUAUAUAAUUGUAUUGUUUUAAAUACACCUAUAGAGGAAUGAUAUACAACUUUAUACCUUAUGACAGUAAUAUUAUAGUCGAUUUUCAAAAACAGUUGUCACCAUGUAGGUGUUCAUUUCUGUUAUAAGACUUAUUAGUAGUAGCUAUGUAUUUUUUAGUGGAACAUAGUAAUGUUUGUGAUUUUAUUAGAUCUUGUAUGUGUAUAUUAAUGUUUAAUUGUAAAUAUUGUUCCUAGUUAAAUAUGUAAGGGUGUAAAUUGUUCAUAGAUUUUCUUAUUACUUACCAAAUAGAAAUGAUAUUAUGUGUAAAUGAAAUUAUUAAGCUAUCGUUUUGAGAAAUAAGGAUUCUAAGUUGAUACUAAAUCUAAUGUAAUUAAAUAUAAUUUGAUGCUGUGAAAUUGUAAAUGAAAAUAAAAGUCUUUAAUUUGUAAAA